AAUACCUUAAAAAGCCUAAGUUCCUUUAAUACUCGGCCCCUUACACGCAUUGAGACACCGACAGCAGCAUCCCAAAUGAACUGCAGUGCGCGCAGAAAAAAGAGGUGCGCAUUUGUACACCGAUAUCUUCUGAGGAAAGGCGCGCGAGAGAAAGUGCGGAGUGAGAGUUGCUCGUGCAGGCGGCGUGUUCACCUCCCACAUGUAACGUGGCAGCCAGCGAUGACCAAGCUCCUCAACAAGUGAAGCGUGCAGUCUUCAGUUCCCUGAACGAUCGCGCCAUGGUCGCGGUGAGCGCGGAGAGCCCCGUGGAUCAGUACCAGACGCUGGCGUACGACACCGCGCUCAGUACUGUACUCGCGGUGCUGGUGUACGCGGUGGUGAAGGUCAGCCUGGACGGGAUCCGUCAGUGGCGGGCUCGGAUCUCGGUUCUGAUCGUGGGCUCGGGUCCGAUCGGGCUGACCGCGGCUCUGGUCGCUGUCCGCUCCGGUAAGGUGCUGAAACUGACUCUUCUGGAUGAGCGCUACCGGAGCGCGCUGCUCUGCAGACCGCAGCAGAUCGCGCUGGACCCCCGCAGCGUGCGCUUCCUCCUGGACCUGGGGGUGGAUUUUGACAACAUGGAAGGCUGCUGGCACAACGAGCACUUCUUCACCAAGAUCGGAGUUUUUCAGGAGUAUUUGUUGAGCAUCCUGGAGCAGAAGAAGAAAAAGGUUGAUGUGGAAAUCCAUUUGGGUACAAAGUUUAGCGAGGAGUACCUGAGGAAGAUGCCGAGGGGUGAAUGGCCACGGGUGAUUGUGGUUGCAGACGGUUCGUGUGGAGACUCCUGCUCGGUGCUGGGCAUCAGCUCUGAUUACAUCGUAGAAUCAUGUCACGCUUACGGCGCUAAUGCUACUAUAGAAAGACCGGACCAGAGACAGGUCCCCACACCUGAGAUCCGUGCACAUAGUCUGUAUUUUGAUCUGUCGGCGUACGGGAUCGACACUGUGAGGGAAUCACGGCGCUCCUCGCAGCCGGCAGCGAAGCCUGGAUUCCACCUGAAGAUCUACGGGACGUUCAGGAACCGCUGCAUGGCUCUGGCCUGCACUUCAGACGCAGACUCCAAGAUGAUGCAUUUCCUGCGCCACACGGCCAACUCCUCAAUCAUGAAGAACAUCUUCCACCAGUCGUUCAACGCGUAUAAGACGGACAUCGAGCCGCGUCUGAGUGAGCUGACGCUGCACCACAUGCAGUGCAGCCGCAAGCUGUUCCAGAUCAUGCUGUCCUACAGACGCGUCAGUGCGGCUUACAUCGAGGGAGACAACGUCGCCGUGACUGUGGAAGGAGAAGCUGCACGCGUGCUCAACUUCGACACUGGUUGUGGUGUGAAUCUGGGCCUGCGAGGCCUGGAGUCUCUGGGACUGUUCAUCUACCGGACGGCCACGGCUCUGGACCAGAACGACGUGUUCGAGGCGCUCUCGGCCAAACUCCAGCACUCCAGACACGUGGCAGAGACGUUCAGGAAGAGCGGGCUGGCCUCGGCUGUGUUUGAAUGACCCUGAGCGUCUGUGUGUGUGUGUUUUUGAGUUAUGAGACACUGUUUUCCAAAUGAAUGUUGUUCAGUUUUUUUGACGCAAUGUAUUUUGUUUAAAGCACUAUAUAAAUAAACUUUGACUUACAACACGUGUAAUGCUUACAAAUUGAGCGUUUUUGAAAUGUAGAAUAUUCAGUGCGCAUUAGAGCGACCAGAAUUGGUGUAUUAGCAUUUCAUUUGGUGUAAUGUGAAGAUAAGUGCAUUGUGUUUUUGAGUCACCAACAGGACAAACAGGUCAGACGGCAUGCUGUGAAGAUGAAUAUGUGCCUGCACUUGAGUCUGAGAUCAUCAGAUCUGUAGAAAUGACAGAAAUGAGAUUCUGUUCAUGUUACAGUACACACAGAAAUAAAGAUCUCUAUUUAUUUUGUGAUAUUUGUUAAUAAAAUAAAGCGUUUGCCUUUUAAUUCAGUGCAUUCCUUCUUAUCCAAGUGUAUACUUGUGAUCUGAAGAAGGGCAAUUAUAGUUCACGUAAAAUAAAACAAACAAAUGAAUUAGCGGAAUAUAAAACAUUAAUAAACAUUUUAUUUCAACUAGCUGACAGGUUAACAUUUAUCAUUUUCAUUUGCAGCAGUUUAUCCUGAUGUCCUAAAACGACUAAAUCUAAAAUACAAUUAAUAAACGCAAUAAAAUUACUGAAAACCUAAAUUAAAAUGAUUAUAAUAGUGACGCUUAUGCUAAUAUAACGCUGAUUUGAAGUCUUUCAUUUGUACGAGUGAAAAAAAAAAGGUAAAUAAUACAAUGUAAACAAUUAUGUUUCUAAUAAAAUAUUUAUUAUUUAAAAAUGAAUGAUCUCCUUUCAGAAGUCAGGCGAUGAUGUAUAUAUAUAAAUUAAUUUUAGCUUCAGUUACCAUUGAAACAUUAACUUUAAAUACAAUAUUAUUGCAUGUUGAUGUCUGAUUAUACUAAAUGAUUCGAAUAUUCAUAUAUAUUCAAUGUGAAUGUAAACAAUUUAGUAAUUUAUUAUAAUUAAUGAGUAUAGUUUAGUGCAGUAUCAGUACUUUAUAAAUAAAUGUUUCCCCCUUACAUCAUAUCAGCAUCUUCACAAAUGUAUCGAAGCAUAUUUAUCAGUAUUAAUGUGUAAUACACCCUCAUUGAGUUAAUUAUAAAAAAAAAAAAA
Molecule: messenger RNA, 2684 nt
Organism: Carassius auratus (goldfish)
Lineage: Eukaryota; Metazoa; Chordata; Actinopteri; Cypriniformes; Cyprinidae
Exons: 5
Coding region: 279-1529 (416 amino acids)
Source: RefSeq, a predicted model, not a curated record